Messenger RNA from Pseudovirgaria hyperparasitica, 1419 nucleotides. RefSeq names its product estradiol 17-beta-dehydrogenase-like protein 12-B. The coding region runs from base 50 to 1093 and encodes 347 amino acids. Gene Ontology annotation, cellular component: endoplasmic reticulum. The transcript is spliced from 2 exons. Gene Ontology annotation, biological process: fatty acid elongation. Lineage: Eukaryota; Fungi; Ascomycota; Dothideomycetes; Acrospermales; Acrospermaceae. Gene Ontology annotation, molecular function: ketoreductase activity. The record is from RefSeq and is a predicted model, not a curated record.
CAUCGGAACAUCCUCAACAAUUUUCCCACACCACGCAAUUGACAACAUAAUGGCUUCAUUCGAUAUUCCAUACCUCGAGAAAGCUCUCGCAAAGGUGGGCAUCCACGUCCAGACGGACAAUGCCGCCGCCAGUACCUUGUUGAUUGGUGCGUUUGUGCUAUCGGCAUACUACAUUGCCAGCCCAUUCAUCAGCUACAUCAGGCUACUUUUGAGCUUGUUCGUACUGCCAGGAACAUCCCUCUCCAAGUUUGGCAAGAAAGGCUCAUGGGCCGUGAUCACCGGUGCCUCCGAUGGCAUCGGCAAAGAAUACGCCCUACAAAUUGCCCGCAAGGGCUUCAACAUCGUCCUCAUCUCGCGUACUCAGUCCAAGCUCACUGCUCUUGCCGAAGAGAUAUCCUCGAAAUACAAAGUGGAGACUAAGACUCUCGCCAUGGAUUUCAGUGCGAAUCUUGACGUUGAUUUCGACCAGAUGCGUGCCUUGCUCGACGGGCUGGAUGUUGCAAUCUUGAUAAACAAUGUGGGACAGAGUCACUCGAUUCCAGUGACAUUUGCGGAGACGAGCCAGAAGGAAAUGAAGGACAUCAUCACCAUCAACUGCAUGGGCACCCUGCGCACGACCCAGAUUGUUGUUCCAGGUAUGAUCCAGCGCAAGAGAGGCAUGAUCUUGACAAUGGCAUCCUUCGGUGGUCUUUCUCCUACUCCCCUCUUAGCAACGUACUCUGGCAGCAAGGCGUUCUUGCAGCAGUGGUCCUCGGCGCUAGGAUCGGAGCUUGCGCCGAAGGGUGUGCAUGUCCAGCUUGUGCAGUCAUACCUGGUAACAUCUGCCAUGUCCAAGAUUCGCCGCGCAAGUGCGAUGAUCCCGACACCUAAAGACUUCGUGAGAGCGGCGCUCGGUAUGAUUGGAAGGAGUGGUGGCGCGCAAGGUGUGGCGUUCACGAGUACUCCUUACUGGAGCCAUGGGAUCAUGCAUUGGGCCAUGACUACGUUUCUGGGAACACACAACAGGUUCUUGAUUGAUCAGAACAAGGCGAUGCACGAGUCGAUCCGCAAGAGGGCCUUGAGGAAGGCUGAGAGGGAUGCGAAGAAGCAGUAAUUGCAAGUGUUACAUGAUGAGAGAUAGGAGGUAAUAUGAAGAUGGAAUCCCUAGAUAGACGUGCGAGGUUGCGUACAUGAGAGCCUCCGUAAAAUGUAAUACGCCGUAGUACACCACCGAUGCGUUCGCUAAUGCAAUGACUUUUACAUGAGUGCCUACUACUCCGCAUCGGCCUUCUUUUUCUUCUUCUUUUUCUUCUCGCCUCCAUCUUCAUCCCGCUUUCGUUUCUUCUCCUUCUUGGGCAGAUCCUCCUUUGGUACCUCAAAUUCUUUCUGUCGCUCCCUCUUCUUUGCCUCCUGCUUCUCGCGCAUCUUCUCUUCCCUCUU